Necator americanus (New World hookworm) is the source of this 396-nucleotide messenger RNA. RefSeq lists its product as uncharacterized. The transcript is spliced from 4 exons. The coding region runs from base 1 to 396 and encodes 131 amino acids. The record is from RefSeq and is a predicted model, not a curated record. NCBI's taxonomy places the organism in Eukaryota, Metazoa, Nematoda, Chromadorea, Rhabditida, Ancylostomatidae.
AUGAGACAAAUAACGGAAGGGCGUGACCAUUGCUCGCUCAUCAAUGAGAAGUUCAUUCCUUCCCCAAUGCAAGAAGAAUCGUUACCGUUGCCAAAAGAAGGACAUGUUGUGCAGAGGAGCGAGGAUGAGAUCAGUCGUGCACUUACGUUCGAUAUGUCGGAAGCUCCACCACUCAAUCCACAACGUGCUCAACUUGCCUUCUACAGGCCAUUCGUUGCUGAUCCGAUGGAAGAAGUAGUCUUGCCAGCCCCACUCAGAGGAUCUGUUUCUCAUCAUUCGAUUGCUGAGCUCAGUCAAACACAAAUGCCCAGCUAUAAAUCUAUCGAAACACCAAGAAGCACAAACGCGGAACGUAUGUUUAAGAGGCCUGGAUUCGACAACGUGCCCUCAUAUUGA